Messenger RNA from Bradysia coprophila, 751 nucleotides. It is a transcript of the gene bisc, whose product is annotated as TM2 domain-containing protein 1 biscotti. Lineage: Eukaryota; Metazoa; Arthropoda; Insecta; Diptera; Sciaridae. The record is from RefSeq and is a predicted model, not a curated record.
GAUGUCAAAAUAUGUCAAAUAUUGAACAAUAAAAAUAAAAAAAAGAACGACAGCCAUCCGUGUUGAUCGAAUUAGUUGGUUUAUGUUUGUUCCAAUAAGGAUGUCAGAAUUAUGCUUACGUUGAUUUAUUUCGGACUUUUUCUGAUAACAAUUUCGAUUCCGACAUCCAGUGAAAUCGAGCUAAAUUGCAAUGAACUUCGUGUGGGUCAGUUUCUCUGUCCUGAUCCGAAUACCAAUCACAUAGACGCCAAAACACAACAGCCCAUAAACUGCAAUGAAAAAAACACGGCAAAAGUUUGGUGCAUUGCUGCCGAUGGCAUUGUCUGCAGUCAAACAAAGAAUUCCAGCUUCUUAGGGGAAAUUCCGUGUCAAUGGACAAAUGGAUACUAUUUCGACACGGCGCUUUUGUUGUCAGUGUUUCUGGGCAUGUUUGGCAUCGACAGAUUCUACCUCGGAUAUUAUGGCAUCGGUUUGAUGAAAUUUUGUACGCUGGGCUUCAUGUUCAUCGGUCAGUUAAUCGAUGUGGUUUUGAUUGCUACCCAAGCGGUCGGACCAGCCGAUGGAUCCGCAUACAUAAUACCAUAUUUUGGACCGGGCAUUUCUGUGAUACGAAGUGAUAAUUUGACUUACCGACGGCCACAGCCGGACUGGUGAUUUCUUUAGUAUUGAAAUUGUCGCCCCCAAAGACGAUUCCGAUCGAAUCGAACAAUAAACGCAUGCACGGCAAUAAAACUCCGGUAAUUUAUUGAAA